Purpureocillium lilacinum is the source of this 1743-nucleotide messenger RNA. RefSeq lists its product as uncharacterized. Lineage: Eukaryota; Fungi; Ascomycota; Sordariomycetes; Hypocreales; Ophiocordycipitaceae. The record is from RefSeq and is a predicted model, not a curated record.
AUGCGCUCCCUCGUCGUGUUGACCACGGCGGCCGUCGCCGCCGCCGCGGCGGGCAACGUCAACGGCGUGUUUGAGCUCACGCCGUCGCUCACGCCCCUCGAGGAGAAUGCCGGCUCGCCGGACCUGUUCCCGAUGCCGCUCUGCAAGGGCUUCAAGCUGGAGGAGGCGACCAUCGACGAGAUGCGCAAGGCCAUGGAGAAGGGCACCCUGACGUCCGUCGACCUGGUGCACUGCUACAUGGUGCGCACCUUUCAGACGCAGCAGUACAUCAACUCCGUGAUGGAAAUCAACCCCGACGCCCUCGCCAUCGCCUCGAAGCUCGACGCCGAGCGCAAGGCCGGCAAGGUGCGCGGCCCGCUGCACGGCAUCCCCUUCACCGUCAAGGACAAUAUCGGCACAGACGACAACAUGGAGACGACGGCCGGCAGCUGGGCCCUGCUCGGCAACCGCGUGCCGCGCGACGCCUAUGUUGUCAAGAAGCUGCGCGAGGCCGGCGCCGUGCUCUUCGGCAAGGCCACGCUCAGCGAGUGGGCCGACAUGCGUUCCAACAACUACAGCGAGGGCUACUCGGCGCGCGGCGGCAACUGCAGGAGCGCGUAUAACCUUACCGUGAACCCGGGCGGCAGCUCGUCUGGCAGCGGAGUGGGCGUCGGCGCCAAUGCAAUUGCCUUUUCGCUCGGCACGGAGACUGAUGGCAGCGUCAUCAACCCCGCCAUGCGCAACUCCAUCGUCGGCUUCAAGCCCACCGUCGGCCUCACCAGCCGCGGCGGCGUCAUCCCCGAGACGGAGCACCAGGACUCGGUUGGCACUUUUGGCCGCACCGUCCGCGACGCGGUCUACGCCUUCGACGCCAUUUGGGGCGUCGACUCGCACGACAACUACACGUCGGCGCAGCAGGGCCACACGCCCAAGCCCGGCUGCGGCGGCUACGCCCACUUCCUCUCCAAGAAGGAGGCUCUGCGCAACGCCACCUUUGGUAUCCCCUGGAACAGCUUCUGGGUCUACGCCGACGAGGAGCAGCGCCGCGUGCUGGGCGAGCUCGUGAAGCUCAUCAAGUCGGCCGGCGCGACCGUCAUCAACGAGACUGAGAUCACCAACUACCAGACCAUCGUCAGCCCCGAGGGCUGGAACUGGGACUACGGCACCGCGCGCGGGUUCCCUAACGAGUCCGAGUACACGUACGUCAAGGUGGACUUUUACAACAACAUCAAGAAGUACCUCUCCGAGGUCAACAACACGCGCGUCCGCGACCUCGAGGACAUUGUGCAGUUCAACAAGGACAACGCCGGCAGCGAGGGCGGUUUCCCCAUGCCCAACGGGCACCCUGCCUUCUGGUCCGGCCAGGACGGCUUCCUCGCGUCGCUCGAGACCAAGGGCGUGCAGGACGAGACGUACUUCCAGGCCCUCGAGUUCUGCCAGAGCUCCACGCGCAAGGGCAUCAACGACGCCCUCAGCCACAAGGGCCGCAAGCUCAACGGCCUGCUCGUCCCCGUCGACCCGGGCCAGAGCUACCAGAUCGCCGCGCAGGCCGGCUACCCGCUCGUCACGAUCCCCGCCGGCAUCCACUCCGACUCGGGCAUGGGCUUCGGACUCGGCAUCAUGCAGACGGCGUGGGCUGAGGCGGAGCUGGUGCGCUGGGCGAGCGCCAUCGAGGACCUGCAGCAUUCGUCGGGCACGCCGUACAAGAGGACGCGCCCGACGUGGAGAGGCUACCUGGUCAGGAACCUUCCGGUUCCUCUGUGA